Molecule: messenger RNA, 1815 nt
Organism: Arabidopsis thaliana (thale cress)
Lineage: Eukaryota; Viridiplantae; Streptophyta; Magnoliopsida; Brassicales; Brassicaceae
Gene: TMAC2
Product: AFP2 (ABI five-binding protein 2) family protein
Exons: 1
Coding region: 615-1574 (319 amino acids)
Biological process (GO): signal transduction
Cellular component (GO): nucleus
Source: RefSeq, marked reviewed
GUAUUUCUUUGGUUUGCCGUGUCGGGGGCCCAGUCAGGCUGGAUACACGUGGCAAUAAAGGGACUGUCGUAGUUGAGCACGUUGAUUAUUAGACACGUGUCGAGUUGUAUAUGAACAAAGUAGCCUACGUCUACGCCACUUGAUGCCCUUUUCCACGUGGCGUGGUGGGUGGUCGUCUAUCUUUUCCUAUAAAAAAUCAUAAAUCAAUAUUAAAAUGUUUUCAAGAAGAUAAUCCGAAUAAUUCCCUAUAUUUUGUGUCUGUCAACGAGAAAUCACUAUCUAUUUUCAUUGAUUAUACUAAUGCAAAUUGGUAUAUUAACUGGAAAUUAUGUCUAUUUUAAGCCAACUUGUGUGAAAAUAUACUAAAGUAAAGUUUUAAAAUCCGUACUACAUCGUCAACUAUGCUUGUAAUAUAAUUCAAAAACAUGAUUUUCUUUUUUUUUCCCUGAAAAAUAUAAAAUAUGCAAAUUGAAGUACUAUAGUUUAUAAUAGUAAGCAUUUGGUGCUUGUUUUAAGACAAAAUUGUUUCGUCUCUCUCAAGAUUGAAAAUAGAAAGUUAAGCCAAAAACGUUUCUCCCUUCUCUUUCGAAUUUCUCUGACUUUGAUAUUUGGUUAUGGAGAUGAUAAGAGGCAGGGGAAUCCCAAACGGCGUCGUUCAAGUACCCAAUCUUUCUGCUAAUAAUCUCUUGCAGAAGUUUUUCAUCGCAAGCAACCAUUUUUGUCAGCGAGACUCUGAGCAUGGUGAGAAUCAACAAGAAGCGAAGAAGAGAGAAGAUGAAGCAGAAGAGGAUGAGAAAGACGUGGAGCUAACGUUAGGUCUUUCGCUUAAUGGACAGUUUGGUACGGAUCCGAGAUCGAGAAAAAGGAGGCACUUUGAACUGGGUCGAUCUUCUUCGAUACCGGAAGGUUUCGUCUUCGAUGAACAAAGAUCCGGCGGCGGUAACGGCGGAGAUAUGCGUCGUAUUGUGGGCCGUGGAGGCUCAGACAUGUUUCAGCUGGAUCGGACGCGUUCUCUGCCGGUCGUAACGGAGAUGGAUAUAGAGAAAGAGCGGAAGGUGUCAGAGAAGACGAGGGCAUUUAUGGAAUCUCCGGUUACAAACAGAGGAGCAUAUCUAACAAAAGAUAAAAACAGAGGCCAAGCCGUCGAAACAGAGAAGCCGAGGGCAUUUCUGGAAUUUAAGAUUCCUCCGACCAAGGAGGGAAAGAAAGAAAAAGAUCGGUUGGUUGUCACUGGUCCGGUCAACGGGAAGGGUAAAAAUGGAAAUACGGCGAAGAAGCAGAAGAAUAAUGUGGAAAAUUCAGGAAUGGAGAAGGCGAGGAACAUUCUUGAAGACAUGCCUUGUGUGUCGACGAGAGAUGUCGGAGCCGACGGGAAACGAGUGGAAGGGUUUCUUUACUGGUACGGAGGGAACAAGGAGGAGGUCAAGAUAGUUUGUGUUUGCCACGGCAGUUUUCUUUCUCCGGCGGAAUUUGUUAGGCACGGCGGAGGUACCGUCAGCGAUGAUGAUGGUGGUGAUGUUAUGAUUAACCCUCUUAGACAUAUUGUUGUUAAACUUCCUUCUUCUUCUAUCUAGGGAUUAUUAUUUAUCCCCAACUAUUAUUAGAGCUCUCAUUUUUUGUUUUCCCUAACUUUCAAAAUGUAACGAUGUCAAACUAAUUUGACCGACUAAACUAGCUGAAGCAUGUACAUUUUAUAUCCAAAGUUAUUACAGAUCCACUUGAUUUGAUUUUGGUUAAGAAUGUUGAAUCAAUCUUAGCUAAACGGAUGUUUUAUUUUUUAACGUUAGAAAUUAAAGAUUCAUUGAUAUCGAAGGG